Molecule: messenger RNA, 1461 nt
Organism: Aureobasidium vineae
Lineage: Eukaryota; Fungi; Ascomycota; Dothideomycetes; Dothideales; Saccotheciaceae
Source: the annotation of a GenBank genome assembly
AUGGCUCAGAUUUACCAGAAGAGCCAUUAUGACUAUGACGGCAUGCAACGGCCAGAACGAGAGCCCUCGCGUGGCCCUCUUCACACUGUUGAUCGAGGUGUUCCGUAUGUGGCCUACUCAACCAGAUUGGAUCCUCGCAACGAGUCCAGAACCUACGUCCUUCCAACUCCUAUCCAUGACAUAGGUGAUGACAAUGACCAAGGGUCUGCCAGGAAGCGCACUUCGAUGGCUGUAGGCACAAGCCAGACCUUCGACCUCGACACUUCUGUCGGUGGACCCUCUUCCCUAGCUCCAGUCUCAUCGUACGGUUCUGUGUCGCCUAGCGGCAAUGGCUAUCCUGCGUACCCAACAGACGACAGAUCCUCCUCGGUGCCCACGUAUGGCAGAUCCGGGUAUCCACAAACAUCUCUCCCAGCUUACAGCUACGAGAUGGAUACUCCGACAUACGCAGUCAGCGAUGACUCUCGAUCAUGGACGACUGGGAACCGCUCUAGCACUGGAGUGAGCUUUUACCAGCAAGAAAGUCCUGCCUCGUACGACUACUCCACUCCGAUAUCCAGGAUCUCCAGUGAUGCGAACGAAUCUCUUUCUCCCNUGAACAUGAGCAACUUGCAACAUUCGCUUCCUCUUCCUCUUGAGCGCCGUCUGCCUGCUCCCAACUUUGUUGGCAGCCCAAUCACACCCGACAACGACGUCCGCAGCCCUAUCAGUGCCCGACUCGCAAGCUUGAGCAUCAGUGGGCCGUACAGCAGGAGCAACAGUGCCUCGUGGGCUGUGGAUGGUAUCGAACGCCGCCAACCCUCGAUUCAUGAUCUCGCAGAGGCAAGCAUGAUGCUGCCUCCAGUCACACGAGGACUGAACGGGACUGCGGCAACUCUGCCAGCCCUCAACCAUGAUAGUGCUCCAAUUUCCACCGCGAUGUUUGUGUCCUCCGGGAGUGACGGUCUGGUUCAAGUUUCCACCGGUGCCACACAACCUGCCUACUACACUGCCACUACCUCCGCACUUCCCUCCUUGACUACAGGAGUGUUGCCUCCAACGAACUACGCCCGCUACACGGCCAUCGAUAACAGCAAUUCUUCUCUGCCAGUCAUCAAUACAAGCGAUCGUGCAGACACCACCGCCUACUACAGCUGGACUCCCACGAACGCCAGCAGCACUGAAGCUCUGCCUGUCAUCAACACUGUCGAAGUAACCCCUCAAGCCAGUGCUGGAUCAGAUCGUAAAUACAGCUCUGCGCAGCUCUCGACAGGAUAUCCUCCUCUGCAUCACCCGCGACCAAAAAUUGUUCCAUCAACACCCCAUGCCACCACGCUCGAGAAGCAUGAUCGUGUACAGCAGAAAGACGGAAAGAGCCAGAGACCUUCCUCUGCGUCCAGUCAGCACAAGUCUUCCUCGGGAUUUUCUAGUUCGAGUUCCAACAAGAAGAGUGGUCACAGACCUAGCAAGGGUAGUCUUUGA